AUGCCUCCUCCUGUCCAAUCCGCCUACAAGCGCAUCAAGGCCCCCAAGCUGGGCGAAAAUGGCUACUCUGGUUUGCAGCCUGGAAAGACCGAAGUCCUACCGAUCGGGUGGAAUGGAUUCAAUGCCAAACCCUUGAAGAGCCCAAUCCGCAUUGACCACGACGUCGAGAUCGUCGUGCGCGACGGCUGUCGCCUUUACGCGGACAUCUAUCGACCAGCCGACCAGACUGGGAAGAUUCCAGCGGUGCUGAGUUGGUCCUUUUACGGCAAGAAGUAUAGUGCUCUCGAUAUGCUCCCCAUGUGUACGUGGAACUGCUGCGUUCCGCGUUCUGAUCUCAGUGGACUUGAGAAGUUCGAGGGAUUGGAUCCUCAGACUUGGUGUCCCCUGGGCUAUGCUAUCGUCAGCAUUGACACCCGUGGCGCGGGUAAUAGCGAUGGGCUCAUCAAUGUUAUGGGGUCCCAAGACGCUGAAGAUGGAUACGACGUCGUGGAAGCGCUCGCAGCCAUGGACUGGUGCAAUGGAUCUAUCGGAAUGGCAGGCAAUUCGGCCCUGGCGAUCUCGCAAUGGUUCAUCGCCUCGCAGCAGCCCCCGUCGCUAAAGGCUAUCGCGCCAUGGGAAGGGUCCGGUGACAUCUAUCGCGAACAGUUCUGUCGUGGUGGCUGGUUCUCGAUGAGCAAUUUCGACCUGAUCACGAACGAGAUCGUCCGUGGACCAGACAGCUCGGGGAUAGAGGACUUUGAAGAAAUGUACCGUCGGUCACCCGUGUCGAGCGCCUUUUGGGAGGACAAGCGAGCCGACAUCUCGAAGGUGCAGUGCCCGGUGUACAUUCGUGGAUCGGAUGUCAGCUCCAUCCACACGAUGGGAUCGGUUCGCGCCUGGUUGGAGCUGCCGCAUGAUCAGAAAUGGAUCCGCUGGGGCAGCAAGCAGGAGUGGUACGAACUGUACUCUUGCCCUGAUUCGAAUGACGAGCUCGUCUUGUUCUUCGACCGUUAUCUGAAGGGGGCUCAGAACGAUUGGGAAAAGACUCCCAAGGUCCGAUGGUCCGCGCUCCAGUUUGGCGAUCGCGAGGCCAUCGACGAUGUUGUCCUCGAGGACUUCCCUGUUCCUAGCACGGAGUACCGAGAGCUCUUCCUUUCGAAGGACCAACUCAGCGCGAACGCAGCUCUUGAGAAACAUACCGUGUCCUACAAUUCCGAACAAUCCUCCAGCUUUGCUGAGUUCUCCUACACCUUUGAAAAGUCCUCAAGACUUAUUGGUCUACCCAAGGCUGUCCUCUACAUGUCCUGUCAGGAUAGAGACGAUUUCGUCGUAUUUGUCAUUCUGCGCAAGAAAGACAAAGACGGGAAGGCUCUGAUGCACUUGAACUUUCCCAUCCAUGCGACCCCGGUCAAUGCGAUCGAUGAGAUUCCGAAAUCCGACCAAGCGAGUCUGAACCUGCACCUUGGAUCGAUGGGUGUUCUGAGAGCGUCUCACAGGGCGUUUGAUGAGUCCAAGAGCAUUCAUCCGCAGUUCCCAUUCCACCCGCACACAAAGCAAGAGAAGGUGGAGCCCGGGAGUAUUGUGAAAUUGGAGAUUGGCAUCUGGGCCAUGGGAGUGGAUUUCGACGCUGGUGAAUCGAUAAGUCUGCGGGUGUCCGGGCAGUUCCCCAGUAUUGCGGAGUACAAGACGUGGUCGAAGCCACGACCCGAUCAUGAGUUGAAUAAGGGGACGCAUGUCAUUCACUGUGGUGGAGAGUAUCCCAGCUCCUUGAUCUUGCCAUUUACUUAA
Aspergillus steynii IBT 23096 is the source of this 1767-nucleotide messenger RNA. RefSeq names its product CocE/NonD family hydrolase. The transcript has 2 exons. The record is from RefSeq and is a predicted model, not a curated record. Gene Ontology annotation, molecular function: dipeptidyl-peptidase activity. Lineage: Eukaryota; Fungi; Ascomycota; Eurotiomycetes; Eurotiales; Aspergillaceae. The coding region runs from base 1 to 1767 and encodes 588 amino acids.